AUGGCUUGGAGACAGAGGAAUGCAACUAUUGAUACCUUACUCGAAAGAGUAGUGGGUAUCCUGGAGAGGCAACACGAGCCAGCUCCAAAACGAGGAUUGUCCAAGUUUCAUAAGAAUAAACCCUCUCAUUUUCGCAAUGGGUUUGAUCCAGAUGGAGCCCAACAUUGGCUGGAGGAGUUGGAGAAGAUAUUUGAGGCCAUGACGUGCUCAGACAAUGAGAUGGUUGUUUUUGCCACUUUUAUGCUCGCGGGUGAAGCGAAGCAUUGGUGGAGAAUUGCUCGCCAGCAGCUGAUAACGGAUGGGACUGCCAUCGAUUGGCCGACCUUUCGGCGUAGAUUCCUAGAGAAGUACUUUCCUGAGGAUCUUCAAAGGAGGAAAGAGUUGGAGUUUCUAAAUUUAGAGCAAGGGGGUAUGAGCAUAGGAGAAUACGUCGUCAAGUUUGAUGAAUUAUCAAGGUAUUGUUCUUACUUCUCCCAUGUUGAUGACCGAGCUAGAUGCUCCAAAUUUGAGAGUGUACUUCGACCUGACAUCAAGCAAGCAGCGUGGAAGGGCGUGACACCUCGUAGGCGUGUAGAGAAUGGUGACUUUAAAAGAAGGGAGAUUCGGGAUAGGAAGAAGCCAUACAACUGCCCAGAUCACCAGCAAAAAAGGAGUUCUUUUAAUACUAGACAACCAGAUCAUAGUGGACAGAGGCGACCUGAGUUGUGUUGCUAUAGCUGUGGAGGACCUCAUCUUCAACGGGAUUGCCGUCGCAACCCUGUGACUUGCUUUAGAUGUGGCCAGCAGGGUCAUUACAGUUCUUCCUGCCACAUGACAAAGAAUGACGCGGGAGGAAGUGAUAAGGGAAGAAACUGGAAUGCGGAUCGUAACAACAAUGGGGUCAGAAUCCAAUGGGGAAUCGUCAUCAACCAAACCUUGGCAACUCGAAGAAUCUACCUGGGAGACCCAAUCCAAGGGGACGCGUAUACACAAUGA
This is a messenger RNA of Abrus precatorius (Indian licorice), 975 nucleotides long. RefSeq lists its product as uncharacterized. The transcript has a single exon. Lineage: Eukaryota; Viridiplantae; Streptophyta; Magnoliopsida; Fabales; Fabaceae. Gene Ontology annotation, molecular function: nucleic acid binding; zinc ion binding. The record is from RefSeq and is a predicted model, not a curated record. The coding region runs from base 1 to 975 and encodes 324 amino acids.